Messenger RNA from Chaetura pelagica (chimney swift), 855 nucleotides. It is a transcript of the gene IGFBP7, whose product is annotated as insulin-like growth factor binding protein 7. Gene Ontology annotation, molecular function: insulin-like growth factor binding. Bases 1 to 630 code for a protein of 209 amino acids. The record is from RefSeq and is a predicted model, not a curated record. The transcript has 5 exons. Lineage: Eukaryota; Metazoa; Chordata; Aves; Apodiformes; Apodidae. Gene Ontology annotation, biological process: regulation of cell growth; regulation of signal transduction. Gene Ontology annotation, cellular component: extracellular region.
AUGAGGAAGUCAAUACAUCCAGGGCAGAUUUGGGAGCAUGGGGAGCUUGCACCGCUCUCAGGGGGCUUUGGGGCGCUGCACUUUCUGGGCACUGUCCCAACAGACUCAAGCAGCAAGGUCCAGCGCUCCCUGAGGAAUGUUGCCGGGUUCUGCUGCAGGCAACAGCCCUCAGCCCCCCGUGGACCCCCCGGUAACCACACCAAGCGGGUGCCACAAACCAAGGCAAAAGAGGCAGCGGGCAACAACUUUGUCCCAAGACCCUCUAUUGUGACCCCUCCCAAGGAUAUCUGGAAUGUGACAGGAGCACAGAUCUACCUGAGCUGUGAAGUCAUGGGCAUCCCAACCCCUGUCCUCAUCUGGAACAAGAUAAUUCGAGGACAGUAUGGUGUCCAGAGAAUGGAGCUUCUGCCUGGGGACCGGGAAAACUUGGCUAUCCAGACCCGAGGGGGCCCUGAGAAACACGAAGUGACUGGCUGGGUGCUCAUAUCUCCUCUAAGCAAAGACGAUGCUGGAGAAUACGAAUGUCACGCAUCAAAUGCCAAAGGAGAGGCAACAGCUUCUGCAAAAAUCCAUGUUGUGGAAACUCUGCAUGAAAUAGCCCUGACCAAAGAUGGUGGUGCAGAGCUGUGAUGCGAUGUGAGGAUUUUCACUUAUGCACAGUUUUAAAAUUAGCAUUUUGGAAAGCUGCAAACUCUGGCUUUUUCUAUCUCACUAAUCAUUCCCUCCUAACUCCCUUACUCUUUGAUUACCAGUUUGCUUGCACACUUCUUUCAUAUAUACACGAAUAAAAAGAUACACAAGUCUGAUUACAAAUUUUAAUUCUAUUUACAGAAAAUAAACACUUUUGAAUAGCAC